Messenger RNA from Paecilomyces variotii, 2324 nucleotides. Its product is annotated as aldehyde dehydrogenase. Gene Ontology annotation, molecular function: aldehyde dehydrogenase (NAD+) activity. The transcript is spliced from 5 exons. NCBI's taxonomy places the organism in Eukaryota, Fungi, Ascomycota, Eurotiomycetes, Eurotiales, Thermoascaceae. The record is from RefSeq and is a predicted model, not a curated record. Gene Ontology annotation, cellular component: cytoplasm. The coding region runs from base 271 to 1854 and encodes 527 amino acids. Gene Ontology annotation, biological process: aldehyde metabolic process.
CAAUUCUUCUAUUUAGUUACACUAUUUCAGCAAAGGGACAUCCCAUCCCUAUCGAUUCAUCUCUCGUACAAGGAGCUAAGCCAUUCCAUCUAUUUCUUUUCAUAACUUGCUGUGCUUAUCGCUUAUCCGCGCGUCGCCUUCUUCCCGUGUCCACUGUCCAAUGACGUACGGUGGCCUGCAGCUUGGAGCAAUUAAUUUAAUUUCUGUAUAACAUACACAACAUCCACACUAGCAUCUUCAAACAAACACACAGCCCGUGGCGCAGAAAUAAUGGGUGUCACUACCAUUCCAGAGAUUAAAUACACACCACUCGAGGAGAUCCCUCAGCGCGUGGCAAAGCUCCGCGACUCAUUCAACGAGAACAAGACGCGACCCGUCGAGUACAGACUGGUCCAGCUCCGGAAGCUGUAUUGGGCUAUCAAGGAACGGGAGGACUUGAUCCAAGAGGCUCUCAGCUAUGAUCUGGGAAAGCCCGCUUUCGAGGCCUACAGCGGAGAGAUCGGAUGGCUCGAAAACGACAUCAUUUUCGUUACUCGCCAUCUGGAACAGUGGGUCAAAGAUGAGAAGCCCUCGUAUAUCGACUUUUCGUUCAAAUUCGUGAACCCGAGAAUCAGGAAGGAUCCGCUGGGAAUAGUGCUCGUUAUUGGAUCAUUCAACUUCCCCUUCCAGCUUACGCUUGGGCCCGUCAUUGGGGCUAUUGCUGGAGGCAAUACCGUUGUCAUCAAGCCUAGCCAGAACUCCUCUCGCAGCGCCGUUGUCAUGCAGCAGAUCAUUGAAGCCUCAUUGGACCCUUCAUCCUAUACCAUUGUUCAGGGUGGUAUCCCUGAGACGCAAGCCCUGCUUGAGGAACGAUGGGAUAAAAUCUUCUUCACCGGUAGUGCCCCUGUCGGUAGAAUCGUCGCCAAGGCUGCUGCUGAACAUCUGACGCCCGUCGUACUGGAGCUGGGCGGAAUGAACCCGGCCAUUGUGACCAAGAACGCCAAUCCAAGACUGGUUGCGCGCAGAAUGCUUUGGGGCAAGACGUUGAAUGCGGGUCAGGUCUGUACUUCGCAGAACUACAUCCUUGUGGAGAGGGGAAUUCUCCCCGCAGUGAUCGAAGAGUUCAAGAAGGCGUACAACGAAUUCUAUCCCCAGGGAGCCAAGGCGUCCCCCGACUUCGCGCGUAUCAUCAACGAUGGUGCGUUCAGACGUCUCAAGUCUAUGAUCGACAGCAGCCAGGGCAAGAUUAUCGUGGGAGGCACCCUGGAUGAGAAGACGCGCUUUAUCGAGCCCACUAUCGUCCAGGUAGAGUCUACCGAAGAUGCCCUGCUGACCCAGGAGAGCUUUGGCCCGAUUAUCUCCCUUCUCCCCGUGGAUAGUUUGGACGAGGCCAUCGAGAUCGCCAAUAGAGUGCAAGCUACCCCCCUUGGUAUUUAUGCGUUUGGUACGAGCGAGGAGGCAGAGAAAGUCCUUCGAAGCACACGUUCCGGUGGCGCCGCGGUCAACGACGCUGCUUUUCACAUUCCGACACUCGAAUUCGGCGGUGUCGGUGAAAGUGGACAUGGUGCAUACCGUGGCAAGGCCAGUUUCGAUUGUUUCGUGCAUCGCCGUCCGGUCACGACUACUCCAAGCUGGCUCGAGAGCGUUAUCACUAUUCGCUAUCCUCCGUAUGCCGGGAAGCUGGCCAAGUUCAGGGUCGCUAGCCAGCUGACACCUGACUUUGACCGCGAGGGACGUAAGAUCCGCUUCCGCUUGCUUCGUGCUAUUUUAACGCUUGGCGGAGGUACUGUUAAGGCUGGUGCUGGGAGAGCUGCAGUCCUAGCUAUUCUCAUCUACUUCAUCAAGCAGUUCAUCGAUCGACGAUCGAAGCCGUAAACCAUUUUCUCCCUACAGUGGUCCCGGAGAACGGUAAAUUGUUAUGGCCAUUGACGAUUGGAUGUAAGUACUACCGGGAAAACGAUGGAUGGAUCGGAUGAAUUUGAUUUCAGCUUAUUCUGUCUUUUUCUUUUCUUUUCUUUUCAUAUUUUUUUCUAGUUGUAAUAAUACUCUCAUCGAACUGUUCGAUACUAUUCUGUUUGUUAGUUCCAUUUUGUUGAUAAUGUAAUAUCUUGAGAGAUAUCUUUUGUGUUUGUGCUAUGUAUAGAUAUCUACUCUCGUGCUAAAUGGUAGGAUCUUCCAGUCCUUUCCACUUUUAAUUCUUUACUCUUCGCGCACCCUUGCAGUAGUACGUGGUAGUAGCUUCUUACUUUCAGAGAAAGAAAGUGCAUAUUUGGAAUCCAAGAUAGACUAAUGUUGAUAUUGACAUCUACGUCAAAAAAGAAAAUAAAAAUAAAAAUGAAAUGCUG